AUGCAAGAAUUCUGUAUAACGACUAAUAGUCACUCUCCCUACGAUUCAGACAAGUCAAAUUUUACACUCUUCUCUCAAAUGUUAACCUCAACGACUCUUUUGGAUGAUUCAGAAAUGAUGAUGACAACAAUGAAUGGUUCAACAACCAGCAAGGUCACCAUUCCACAGCUUUCUCACUUUCAUAGUGGCAUUACCGAUGAAAUGAUCAAGAAUAUCAUUGCACCACCAGAGUCAUCACAGACCUCCAACCAACAUUUGAUGCUUGAACAUCUCUUGAUGCUCGCUGACGGCGGUGAUGAUCGUUCCUCUAAUUCUUCCUCGUUGCAUCCUAAUACUUAUCAUGAUGCUCUCACGCCCUCCUCGUCCGUGCUAUGGAAUGAUAUUAGUGCUGACCUGACAACUACGAGUAUGUGUUGUGAAUCUCCACCACUAGCAUCCAACACUGCAACGUCGUCAAAUUCGGCAACACACAUGAAUGGGUCAUCAUCCUCUUCUAUCCAUCAUCAUCAUGAAGAGACAGAGAUUACAACACGUCGCUGGCAGAGUGAAAGUAGUAGUCGACGCUUCUCAAUGAAAAACCAAGAAGAGGUCUUUCGUAUCAUUGAUGAAGAGUUGAGACAUGUCCAUUCUUCACUAGGUCUGAAGUGGUCCAUGUUGAACAGGACAACCUCUCGUCCAAGCGUGUCUUGUACAAACAACCACUUGACGCCCAAUGUUGUGGAGAGCAAGUUCCAUGUCGUACUGAAUCCAAACCACACUUUCAAGAUGCAUCAGAAGAAUGAUGAGCAGCUGCAUUCCAACGUCUUGCCAACAACAAGCAAGAACACAAACCAGUUGCAUACAGCCAUUUCCCAAUGUAUUAUACCAGAGAUGAUGUCAACCAUAUCGUCUCAAAACAAGAACCAACAUAUUGAUUCAACUCUCGAAUCGAGCGAUUCAUCCACAUGCAGUAGCAGCACCUUUGUCACUGCUACAAAGAAGAAGACGAGAAAAUCGACUUCACAAACUAAAAUUUCAAAGUCAAACAAGACUUCCCAAAUGCAUCCUAGUAUGAAAUAUAGAGUCAGAUUCGGCCAUAACUUGUUUGAAGAGAUUACAUUCAAGAAAACAAAUCCUCAUCAAAAGUUUAUCAUCUUCAAAUAA
Molecule: messenger RNA, 1143 nt
Organism: Naegleria lovaniensis
Lineage: Eukaryota; Heterolobosea; Eutetramitea; Acrasida; Naegleriidae
Exons: 1
Coding region: 1-1143 (380 amino acids)
Source: RefSeq, a predicted model, not a curated record